Pyricularia grisea is the source of this 891-nucleotide messenger RNA. RefSeq lists its product as uncharacterized. The transcript has a single exon. Gene Ontology annotation, cellular component: fungal-type cell wall. Gene Ontology annotation, biological process: fungal-type cell wall polysaccharide metabolic process. Lineage: Eukaryota; Fungi; Ascomycota; Sordariomycetes; Magnaporthales; Pyriculariaceae. The coding region runs from base 1 to 891 and encodes 296 amino acids. The record is from RefSeq and is a predicted model, not a curated record.
AUGUCCCUCCUCCUCCUCACCCUGUCGAUCCUCUCGGCCGUCGCAGCACCAGCACCCGCUCCCGACGCAUCCGAACAGGAGCUCUACGUCAACCUGACCGAGAUACUCAGGCGCACCGACGCCGCCGGCGGCCACAAGAAAGGCGCCGCCUACAACAACCGCGCCAACGCCGAGGAGCUGCACAGGUUUGGUGCCGCCUCGUGGGGCUACAACUGGAAGACGGAACAAGGGGCGCUCAGCUUCGAGCAGGUGCCUAUGUUCUGGGGCCCUUACAACAACGCCAAGCCCAUCCUGGACGCUAUCGACAAGAAAGAGGCCAACGUCCGCUGGGUGAUGGGGUACAACGAGCCGGACGAAGUCGUCGACAAUGGCGGAUGUGAGCAGUCGCCUUCAGAGGCGUACCGACACUGGGGGAACAACAUGUUCCCCUUUGCAGACAGGGGGGUAAAGCUCGUGUGCCCGGCCAUCACAUCCUUCAACACAAAUGUAGGGCACGCCGGCUACCCGGCCGGCCUGGCGUGGCUGCGCCAGUGGGCACACUUCAAGGGAAACCCGCGCGAGUUUCGGUGCAGCGCCUGUGCGCUGCACUGGUACGGGCCUGACGGUGGUGGCGUGAGCGGCAAGCAGCAGGCCAAGCUCUUCAUUGACUACGUUUCGUUUGCGCACCAAGAGGUCAAUACCAUCUUUGGCUGGGACAUGCCGCUUUGGAUCACUGAGUUCGCGACCCUGCCGAGGGGAGAUACGAAGCUGCUGGCUGAGUUUCUGGCAGAGGUGGUGCCCUGGAUGAACGGGCAGCCGUGGAUCCACAGGUACUCGCCUUUCAUGGCAGAGUCUAUGUUCACCAAUGGGGUGUUAAAUGCUGCGGGAGGAGUAUUCAAGGAUGUGAGGUAA